AUGAAGCUCCAAAAAGAUGCAAUUAAUGUUCUUUCUCGAGCAUCGGCAUACCUUCAAUCAGGCGUACUAAGUCGUAAGCCGGUAUGGUUUGACAUUGUGGAGAAAUAUCCACCAACACAUAACCUUAUCAAAAAACCAUAUAUAAAACAAGCUGAAAGUCAAGAUCCACGAAAUGAUCUUCUAGAGGGGACAAACCAAGAAACACAACAAGCAAGAUCGCAUGUCUCGCAACUAUUCAAAACGCGCUCUACCAAGUUGGAAAGAUCUAAUCGGAACAACAAUAUUCACAGAGCACCAAAGUUGAAAUUUAUUGAAGACGAAUUAAGAAAUUUUUUUCAUUCACAACAUCCAUGGGAGUUAGCACGUCCUAAAACUUUGAUAGAAAAUAAGGGUGAUGAGAUAUCACGAAAAUGUGACUGGUCACACAUGUUACAGCUUCAAAAACCAUUGGACGGAGAAUCAGUUGUCCAGCGUACAAUGUACAUUAUACAGAACGAUCCAGAAGUAACGGAUAUUUUUGAUGCUUACGAUAUGGCAAGGUUCGAAUAUUACAAAUUGCGUAUGGCUGAGGAGAUGGAGAGCCAUAUCGCGAGGGAAGAAAGUGCAAUGCAUGGAGCGGUAUUUGAAUCUACCCAUGCUGAUUGGAAUUUGCGUAAUGAACAAAAUUACAUUGACGAUUGGGUCAAAUUGGCUGGUGACGAAACCAAGUUUAUGGAAGCAAAUGCAAAUAAACUGCGCGCUCCAGUAGGGUCAAUGGUUGAAGGAGAAGAAAAAUCAACAACUUCGAUGUUUGAAGAUUUGUUGCUGGCAAAGAGUACAGUACCCGAUAUAGAAUAUGACGAGGGAGAUACCAAGUUGUAA
Messenger RNA from Lodderomyces oxycetoniae, 861 nucleotides. Its product is annotated as mitochondrial 37S ribosomal protein mS23. The record is from RefSeq and is a predicted model, not a curated record. NCBI's taxonomy places the organism in Eukaryota, Fungi, Ascomycota, Pichiomycetes, Serinales, Debaryomycetaceae. Gene Ontology annotation, molecular function: structural constituent of ribosome. The transcript has a single exon. Gene Ontology annotation, cellular component: mitochondrial small ribosomal subunit. The coding region runs from base 1 to 861 and encodes 286 amino acids.